UUUUAUAUUUUAGGUCACAGUGGAGUAAAUCAAUUGGGUGGAGUCUUUGUUGGAGGAAGGCCAUUACCAGACUCGACACGACAGAAAAUCGUUGAGCUCGCCCACUCCGGAGCUCGACCAUGUGAUAUUUCGCGAAUCCUGCAAGUUUCCAAUGGAUGUGUUAGCAAAAUUUUAGGCAGAUAUUACGAAACAGGAAGUAUUCGACCUCGUGCGAUUGGAGGCUCCAAGCCACGAGUAGCAACUGCAGAAGUUGUUGGCAAAAUCUCGCAAUACAAACGGGAAUGUCCUAGCAUAUUUGCAUGGGAGAUCCGCGAUAGAUUAUUACAGGAGAAUGUGUGCACAAAUGAUAACAUUCCAAGUGUAUCUUCGAUCAACAGAGUUUUGAGGAACUUAGCAGCACAAAAGGAGCAACAAAGUGCUGGAACAAGUUGUUCCAACACAAAGCUAAAUCCUAAUCCUAGUACGAGCCAAGGCAAUGCUAACAGCAGCGUUAAUAGCAACAGUAAUGGCAAUAGCAUGAGUGGCAAAAAUGGUGUUGGUGUUGGCCCUAGUACUACAAGCAACUCAAAUGAUCUGAUACAAACAGCAACACCGUUGAACUCUUCGGAAAGUGGAGGCGCUAGCAAUUCGGGAGAGGGCAGUGAACAGGAAUCUAUAUAUGAGAAGAUACGCUUGCUAAACACCCAACAUGUGCCGACGCUCGAUCCGCCCUUGCCGACACCAGCUGCGCCUCCAGUUAUUCACGAAGAACUGAUGACAAGUGUACCCAGUCAUUUUAGUCCGCAUCCGAUCCACACACAUAGCCAGCACCAGCAGCAACAUAACCAGCACCAACAACAGAAUUGGCAGUCGCGACAUUAUCCAACUGGGUCCUGGUAUGCCACUCCUUUGAAUGGUAGUGAAAUGGCUUCAUCAACAGGAGUGAUAUCAGUAACAGGGUAUAGCAAUGGACAUCCCAUCACUCCGCCAAGUGAUCUCAUCAACAUUGGUGCCCCAACCGUUCGCUUGGAUAAUUGUUCUAUUACAGGAGUCGAUGAUGUUAUGCUCAAAAAGG
Molecule: messenger RNA, 1054 nt
Organism: Drosophila navojoa
Lineage: Eukaryota; Metazoa; Arthropoda; Insecta; Diptera; Drosophilidae
Gene: ey
Product: eyeless
Biological process (GO): regulation of transcription by RNA polymerase II; anatomical structure development
Molecular function (GO): DNA-binding transcription factor activity, RNA polymerase II-specific; RNA polymerase II cis-regulatory region sequence-specific DNA binding
Source: RefSeq, a predicted model, not a curated record